Messenger RNA from Alternaria burnsii, 963 nucleotides. RefSeq lists its product as uncharacterized. Bases 1 to 963 code for a protein of 320 amino acids. Gene Ontology annotation, cellular component: TRAPPIII protein complex. The record is from RefSeq and is a predicted model, not a curated record. The transcript is spliced from 3 exons. NCBI's taxonomy places the organism in Eukaryota, Fungi, Ascomycota, Dothideomycetes, Pleosporales, Pleosporaceae.
AUGGCUCAGCAACGAGGGCAGGCGAUGGGAGACACUCUCAAGACUGCGCACUCUGUCAGUCUGAAGGUUCUGCGAUUGUCUCGACCAUCCCUUGCGGUGCAGCACCCUCUCCCGAACUCUAGAGAUCUAGGCAUAUCUCCCAAAGCCUCACUCGCCUAUCCCACGCUGGAUGACGCAAACGAUCAAUUUGUCCUGAGUCCUGUGCUAAAUCUCCCUGAAGCAUUCGGGAGCGCCUAUGUUGGCGAGACCUUCUCCUGUACACUAUGCGCGAACAACGAGCUCGAUCCAGCCGACAACACAAAAGCGAUUAGUGGCGUGCGGAUACAGGGUGAUAUGCAGACGCCCUCGAACCCUACAGGCUCACCAUUGGAUCUGUCUGGCUUGCAAGGAGAGGUGGAAAACGCGUCUCCAGGACCAGCCGAAUCACUACAACGUAUCCUAAGAUUUGAACUUAAGGAAGAGGGCAAUCAUGUCCUGGCAGUCACUGUCACAUAUACGGAGACGGCCUUAGGAGAAGGGAGGGCAGCGUCAGGAAGAGUUCGGACGUUCCGCAAACUGUAUCAGUUCGUGGCCCAACAGUUGCUGAGCGUUCGCACAAAAGCCGGAGAGAUGGGCCCAAAGAACGGAUGUUCACGAUACCUUCUAGAAGCACAAUUGGAGAACAUGGGAGAAGCUGCUGUGUGUCUAGAGGCAGUCAAUGUAAACCCGAAACCACCUCUCAGAUCGACACAACUUAAUUGGGAUAUGCAACCUUCAGGUCCCAGUGCGCCGAUACUGAGCCCACGGGACGUGGUGCAGGUAGCUUUUCUUCUUGAUCACCAGCCUAGCGAUAACGACGAAGACAUGACAGACUCCAUUACGGAAGACAACAAGAGAGUGUUAGGCCAGCUUGCUAUUCAAUGGCGAAGUGCAUUGGGCGACAGAGGCUCUCUCAGUACUGGAUGGCUUACGGCUCGACGCUGA